AUGAAUGGUUUUGUCAUCUUUUCAGUUAGUAUUUUCCUUUAUUUUCGCUUUCACAUUUUUGAUCAAGGCGCUUGUAGCAACAUCGUGGCUCCCAGUAUUAAUCGUGACCCAAGCAAAACCCCCACGUUUGUACACUUCAAAGAUAAUCCCUUUCACUCGCUUCUUGUUCCACCUGUCACACAAAUCUCGGUGCAAACUAGCAAACAUUGUUUACUACAAUGCCUAAAGAACGAUGGCUGUUUUUCCACUAAUGUUGGUGCGUAUCCACGACCUGAUGGAAAUUUCACGUGUGAGGUUCUCAAUACAGACAAGUACAGUGUAUCUGAGAAGUUUCACCCAAACCAGACUUUCCACCACUACAGCAUCGUGGUAAGUAGGAAUGAUUUUUUUAAAAAAAUUGUUUAGCCAUCUUUUUCUCUACGAAAAGAUCGAGGGCAAAUACCCAUAACGAACGGCUGAAUAGAGGUCGUUCUAAGUUUCAAAGAGGAGGCGUUUCCACCUGCUGGUCCGAUUGUACAAUCAACUUGGCAAUAAAGGGAUUUGAUGAAAUUCUGUUUCUUUGGAAUCGUGCCCCAAAAAACUCCGACAUUCACUUUGGAUACCAUUUACGUUGGUCUGGUUCUUGAAACACCUGAAUCACGUUUAUGAUGUAUGGAUUGGCAAAAGAUUUUAGCUCCGAUUUUCACGGGAAGGGAACUGACUGCAACAACAAAUUUAAUAACCCGUUUAAUUGAGUCUUAAACUAUAUUUAACAGAUCAGCCAGUACUGGGAAAGUGAAGAAGCAUACUUGCAAAAAAGUUCUUUUAAUUUAGGUUGCCAAAGUUUUGAAGUAUAUGUAAACAUUUACAAAACAUGGGAAUUUUCAUUUCAGAGUCCAUGUGCGAGCUUCCCCUGCAGAAAUGGUGGUUCCUGCAUCCCACUGGCAAAUGACUACAUCUGCUCAUGCACACCGAGUUUUACCGGGGAAAGUUGUGAAAUUUGUAAGUAAGUAUAAUAACAAUAAUAACCAUUCACGACCCUGAAAGUUUGACCCACAGCUAGCACAGUGCAUGGAUCUUAAGAGGAUAUACUUGUAGCGGAGCACCAUAGGUAAAAAACUUGGUUAUCUCUGCCUCCAAGAAAUUUUAGUUCUGAGAAAAUCGUUCCUCCGUACAUGUUAGCGGAUGUGAAAUGUCACACUUAGGGUGCGUUCCUUUGGGAUGAUCCGAAUCAGGAUCACUGACGACAUCACUGGGAUCAUGAUAGAUUUAAUGAACCGACGAAUCGUUGUCCCGAGUGGAUUCAUCGGUUCAUUUGACCUACCACGAUUCGAGUGAUCACCGAUCACUGAUCCUGAUCCGGAUCAUCCCAAAGGAGCACACCCUAACUUGGUAUUGAACAUCCAUGUUAUGACUCUCUCCUCCGUAGAGGCCUCUUUGUGUUGUGGGGAGGCUGGGGAGAAAGAAAAAGAGAGCAUGUGGGGCAUUCCCAUCGUCCCCCGCGCGCUUUCGGAGAUAUGAACUCGGUAAAUUGACCUCGCUCCCAAUGUGUGGCUUCAUAGCUCAGUUGGUGGAGCAACGCACCGGUAACGCGGAGGUCACGGGUUCGAAUCCCCUGAUUUUUUUCACGCUUCUUCUUUCCAAUUGCUUAAGUUGGGAAAUUUACUGCGAUGAUCAUUCUUCAAUUUCAUCUACAACCGCAGUUCAAAAAAUGAAUUAUUUCAUAUAUACUUCACAUCAUUAAGAUUAAUUGGUAACAGAACUUCGUGUCGUUCAAUUCAGUCUGUAACCAUACUCGUGAUUAAACAAAUCGGACGACUGCGUUAAUCACUCGUAUGAUUACAGACCGAAUUGGACUCCACUCAGUCCUGCUACCAUUACUAAUCUGAAGCGGUCAAGAUUUUGUGGGAUUUUGUGAGAUGGAGAAUGACCAACAAAUCGACCAUAACAAACCAGACUUUGUUGUCCUGAUCGUGCCUGAUAAUAGACAUGCGCGCCCAUUGGAUACCAGGGUUAAGAGAAGGUAACAAGAGAAGGCGAAAACUACCAAGACCCAAAACGAGAAAUUAAACGACUAAGAAAGUGUCCUGAAGUGAAGAUCAUACCGAUUCUCAUUGGAGUUCUAGGGACGGUACCAAAGGGACUUAUCAAAGGUCUAGAAGCCUUAGAAAUGUCAUGUGCAUUAGACCUGUUACAAAAGCUUGUCUGUUAGGCUCUGAAAGUAGUAUAAAGUGCACCAGUUAGGCCUCUUUUUUGAAUGGGAAUCUCAUUAAUUUCACGCCGAUAACGUCAAGCCUUUUGUCUUUAUCUCAGGAAUAAAAUGCUGGGGAUUCUCACUAAGAUAAAUAACGUCACGUACUGGUCGUGUCUUUUCACGUGUUAAUAACUGUACUUUCGCCUAACAACAAAAGCUUUGCCUAGGCUUGCCAGAACCGGAACUAAAAUAAGAGUAUGAUUAUUUUCUGAAAGGAAUAAGCGGUAACUCAACCGUGACAUAAAAUCACUGAGUCGUACCGUAAUUAUUAGGCAAGUUCUCAUAAGCAGCCGCUUUCAUUUCCAGUUCCGGCUCACUGAUUCUUAGCGCGCACAUCGUGCAUGUUAAUGAGGGCAGAGGCGAAAAACACUUUUUCACUUUCUUCCUCCCUUUUUUGCUUCUCAACAUUUCUGAUGCUUUCCCACCACCACCACCACCAGAUUUAUAUUUGUUUUUCCUUCUCUUCCACCUGCACAUUAUCAAACUUACAUUGACCCCACACCAACCCCAUAUCGACCUCACAUCGACGCCACACUCACCUUUCAUUUCAACGCCGCUUCGUGAAUAGUGACACUAUAAACCACAUUUAAGUUAGUUUUUCUUCCACCACCACAACCAUCACAUUUCUAUUGUUUCCCCUCAUCAUCCUCCACCUCAUUUUUUCCCCUCUUCCACCUGCUCAUUUCUAUUGUUUUCACUCCUCAUUUUUACUAUUUUUCCUCCAGACAAGUUAUUUACUAAGCCAAAAAUGAAAACAGUUCUCAGUGCCUAUGUGAAAAACCUGUCUGUUGUGCUGAGAUUUUUCGACAAAAAGAAAUUAGUCACUCAGUCCGCCACUCUGACGAGUGGAAGGGUUAAAUGGGAUGCCGACGCAUUUCUAUAGUACAGCUGAUCAUCGUGGCUUGCAUUGCAGCAAACGUUCAUUUACGCAUCUACAUACUGGACUGACAAGACCAGCUUCAAUGUGGAAGGAGGAAAAACUGGAUUCGACUCUGAGGAAACGAAACUUCUCCACCCGACAUCGGUUGGUCGGAAUACGUUGAGAAAGCUGUUUGGUAACAAGGGGUCGUUGGAGCCAUAUUGCAACACAGAGGGGUUUAAUCCGGUGUGCUUUCCAAUCUUAGUAAGAAUUGUAAUCCUCUUUAAUGAUUUCUCACCACGUACACAGUGUGGAAGUUGGAUCGCAUUUGGAGCAGGCCCUUCUGGGUGCCAGCUAUUUGCACCACCAACGAUUUUGCAUGCUACGGGGUAUAUUGUGGUUAAGUGA
This is a messenger RNA of Porites lobata, 3500 nucleotides long. NCBI's taxonomy places the organism in Eukaryota, Metazoa, Cnidaria, Anthozoa, Scleractinia, Poritidae. The record is from the annotation of a GenBank genome assembly.